Molecule: messenger RNA, 1131 nt
Organism: Entamoeba invadens IP1
Lineage: Eukaryota; Evosea; Mastigamoebida; Endamoebidae
Product: acetylornithine deacetylase, putative
Exons: 2
Coding region: 1-1131 (376 amino acids)
Molecular function (GO): hydrolase activity
Source: RefSeq, a predicted model, not a curated record
AUGGAUUUUGCAAAGGACUUUUUGAGUAAAUUAGUUUCUUUUGACACUUCAUCGUCCUCUCAAGACAACGAGGAGUCGACGCUAUUUUACAAAAAGUUUUUGGAAGAGGAGAUUGGGAUGACAGUAAAGGUGUUUCCAUACACCCCAAAUUCAAAGAAGUCCAAUUUGCUCGCUUACUGGUCCGACACCUUCACAACAGUUCUUUGUGGUCAUUUCGAUACAGUGAACGCAGACAAGACAAAGUGGUCGACCGAUCCAUACACUGUCACAUUCACAGAAGAGUCUGGGAAGAUAAAAGCAACAGGACUUGGUACAACAGACAUGAAAGGAGGAAACGUUUCUGCCUUUCUUACGUUAAAGAAGCUAAAAGAGCAGAACAAGAAGUUGGACUCUUUAGCUGUUUUCUUCUCAUGUGAGGAGGAAAUAGCGGUUCGUGGUGCCAAAGACAUCACGGCAAAGAACAAAAGUCUUUUCGAGAAUGUGAGUACUUACAUCAUAUUAGAACCAACUAACCUUUCCUUAGGCUCAAGUCAGUUCGGGCAUUUUUGGAUGAAGUUCACUUGUACCGGCAAAAGUGCUCAUGCUUCCGAACCCGAGCGUGGUAUCAAUGCUAUAGAAGGUAUAACGGAUUUGAAUUAUGUCCUCAAAGAAGCAAUUCAUGGGCCAGAACUUGAUGGAUAUGUGACUUUGAAUAUAGGAAAGAUACAAGGAGGCACUCAAAUGAAUAUCGUUCCAGACUAUUGUGAGGAAUACGUCGAUUAUAGAUUCGCACCAAACGUUUUCGCUCCAGACAUGAAAGAGAUGUUCCAGCAUGUCAUUGAACAAAUGAAUGAGAUUUCAUACGCCCAGUACUCGUAUGAAUAUAUCAGUGAAAUGCGUAGUGUACAAUGUCGCAUCACCAAUCAACUCUACAUCGCAAUGAAAGAUCUUUUGAGUACAAAGUAUGUUCUAAAUGAAAUCCCAAUGAAGUAUGGAAGUGACGGCGCUGUGUUCAAAACUAAUUUCCCAUCAGCAGAUGUCAUUAUCUUUGGCCCGGGAUUGAUGGGUUGCAUGCAUCAACCAAACGAGUUUGUCUUCAUUGAAGACAUUGUGACUGCAAGUGAUAUACUUUACUCGGUCCUUACUAAUUAA